Messenger RNA from Lytechinus variegatus (green sea urchin), 3609 nucleotides. RefSeq names its product zonadhesin-like. Lineage: Eukaryota; Metazoa; Echinodermata; Echinoidea; Temnopleuroida; Toxopneustidae. The transcript has 11 exons. The coding region runs from base 1209 to 2930 and encodes 573 amino acids. The record is from RefSeq and is a predicted model, not a curated record.
CCGAGGCGUACAGGAAAAGAAAGAAUUAGAAAGUUUGGAUGAGUGUCAAAGUGCCAAUAACUAAUACUGCUAGAAAAAACUUCAGUUUAGAUUUGAAGGUUUCCAGUGAUGGUAUAAUUCUUAUUAAAAUUCAAUGGCAAAUUAUUCCAUAGAGAAGGUGCUGACGCAGAAAAAGCUCACGCACCAUAUGCUUCAUGUGUCUUGGGAGUCUUAAGAAGUUGUUGGUGUGAUGAUCUUAGGCUACGAGCUGGUGUAUAACGCAUGACAAGGUCUUGUAGAUAUUGAGGUCCAAAUCAUUUAACACUUUCCAAGUGAGUAGAAUUAUUUUAAAUUCUAUACCCUUCUGGAUUGGCAACCAAUGUAACUUUUGGAGAAUUGGUGAAAUGUGUUGAUAUUUUGACGUACCAGCUAAAACCCUGGCAGCGGUGCUCUGAACAUACUGAAGUUUAUUGACAUUGCGUGAGGUUAUAUUAAAAAGAAGAGUGUAUAAAUGAGUGUAAUAAAUUGAUUUUGUUCUGCAUUUCUUUUUGGUAAGAUAGUGGUUGACAAAUGAGUGUAUAGGCAUAGCAGCAGACUUAUGGUCAAGGACUUUCCUAAUGCUGUUAACAUUAUGAAUAUUAUAGUAUACCGAUUGACAUAUUUUCUUUAUAUGUGCAUCCAUGGACAUAUUUUCGUCAAAUACGACACUGAGAUAUCGAACUGAUGACACAGCUUUAAUCAAGGAGUCCCAAACCAGUAUAAUGUGGUCCUUAAUCAAAUCACUUUGUGAUUUAGAACUAAUAAUCAACAAAAAAAUGUUUUAAGUGAUUAAAUCACUUCUGAUAUGGAAUACAAAGGGAAGAAUAUGGUUUCAGUGAAUGAGAUGUCAAUUGUAUCUUUCCAAAGCAAAGCUAAAAAAAGAUAGCUUCAAACAAACAAUAAAUGUAUUUUUUUUUCAUAAAAAAAGCUAUAAUUGUUUUAUCUGUUAUGCACAUUUUCUACCAGUUUGUGUUAUUUUCAAUAAUAAUCUUAACUGUAUUUAUUCUGUUCGUAGAAGGAGGGCGGGGGCAACCCCACAGGCCUCCAUUUUUAACACCUGUACUUGGUGUGGAACCAGAUGCCAGGGAUCAAUAAUCUGUGUUUUGUUAUUUAUUUGAAAAUAUACAUUCUCACUUUGGAAAUAUAUUCUCUCAGAUCACAGGUUACAACCAUCUAGGUGUGUUUUCAAGAUGUUUUCAAGAAUGUUUUUCCCAUUGUUGUUGGUCGGGCUACUGGCUGCAUCAACAGAAGUAAACUUAUCGGCAGCUCAAGAGCCAGAAUGUGCCGAGGGCAUGGUUCUUGAUACUUGUAGUGCACCUUGUCCUGAGCCAUCAUGCAGUAACCCACAGCCAAUAGCUUGUGGAGCACCUUGUCAGAACAUACCAAAAUGCAUCUGUGAUCGAAAAAAUGGAUAUAUCCGUGAUGAAAACGGUCUCUGUAUUCAAGAAAAGCAAUGUCCACCACAAUGUGCUGAAGGCAUGGUCCUUGAUGCUUGUGGUGCACCUUGCCCUGAGCCAUCAUGCAGCUACCCACAGCCAAUAUUUUGCAGAGCGGCUUGUCAGAACAUUCCAAAAUGCAUCUGUGAUCGAAACAAUGGAUAUGUCCGGGAUGAGAACGGUGACUGUAUUCAAGUAGAACAAUGUCCACCAAGUUGUGGCGAGAACGAGGUCUUCUCUAACUGUGAUUCCAUUUGUCGGAGAACCUGUGAAAAUAAAGAUUUAAACCUAGCCUGCAAAGCACCAUGCUUUCCUGGAUGUGUCUGUGACGAAGCCAGAGGGUUUAUCCGCGAUCGCAAUGAAAACGGCCAAUGUAUUCUAGAAUCACAAUGUCCACCUGGCUGUGGGGAGAACGAAUCCUUCAAAUCCUGUGGAUCAGCCUGUCCAAAAACUUGUGAGAAUAAAGAUGAGCAACAGUUCUGCAUUGCUCUUUGUGUUGAAGGAUGUUUCUGCGACGAUGGGUUCUUACGCGAUGAAAAUGGUCGAUGUAUCCUUGAAAGUGAAUGUCCAUCGACAACAGGUUGUGGAGCAAAUGAAGUCUUUGCCAGUUGCGGGACAGCCUGCCCUAAAACAUGUGACAACCGAAAUGAAUUGAUCCCCUGCACUAAAAAUUGUGUAGUAGGCUGUUUCUGUGAAGAAGGAUAUGUUCGUGAAUCAGUAGAUGGACCAUGUAUUCCAGAAUCAGACUGCACAUCUCAAUGUCAGGCAAAUGAGGUCUAUGAUCAGUGCGGAACUGCCUGUCCUGAAACAUGUGACGACAAGCCACUCUUCUGCACUGAACAAUGUGUGAUAGGAUGUUUCUGUGAAGAAGGCUUUGUACGUGAAGCAAUAGGUGGUCCAUGUAUCAGCAGAACGGAUUGCCCAACAGAUGCUGGGAAGGAAUGUGAUGGUGAAGGGGAGUUACCUGAAGGAUGUACUUGUGGGGAACCGACAUGUGCUGAAAAUAUAGGUCCCAGAGUUCGCUGUGCCAGCGAUUGUCCAACCAAAGUGUGUCUGUGUGACAAUGUUAAUGGUUACGUUAGAGGGCCAGAUGGUGGCUGUGUUCAUCUCAACGACUGCCCACAGGCAGCGCAGUGCACGGAAAAUGAAGUCUAUCAGAUCGCGGUUCCCAAUUCUGACCCGGUGUGUCCCUCUUUCACACCACUCUCUACUGUCUUUGGUGGACCAGAGGAUGUUGGAUGUUUUUGCACGGAGGGUUAUCUUCGCCACAACGGCAGGUGCAUUGAGCCAGGGGAAUGUCCAUCUUGUGCGGUGGCUAGUUGCUUUGCAGAUCCAUGCCUUUCUGCAACAUGUCCCGACUUUCCAGAUGCUCAGUGUGUGUCCAACUUCUGUAACAGUUGCAACGCUGUCUUCUAUGUCAACGAUAAUGAAGGGCUUCGUGAGGUCCAAUGUGGCGUGAGGUCCAAUGCGGCGUAAAACUCAACCAUUAAACAAGUACUGUGUGAAUACCAGGUGUAUAUUUCAUGCGAGUGGCACCUAUACCAGUACCAGAAGACACAUGUUAAGGUUAUCAUGAAUUCUGAAACUACCCAUAAAGUAGAGGGGACAAUAAAUGAUGUAAUCAUGUUAUUAUUGAUCUCGAUAUCUGUUCUAAUAAUAGGAGGAGACAGUAAAUGAUUUAAUGUUAUUAUUGAUUUAGAGAUCUGUUCUGAUGAUAAUUAUCAAAUUAUAUUAUGAAACAUUGUGGUGCAGCUGCUUGGAUAUGAUGUCACAAUUCACAAAGUUUUGGAUUUGAUCCUUACUAUGUUGUGUGUAUCAUCUGUAGGUUAGAUAACAAGUGCCCUAAAUUGGGCUUGCUAUUAAAUAUUCUAUUCAGAACUAUAAAAAUUUCUUUUAUAAUUGCUUUGAAAAUUGCAUAGAAUGUAAAUAAUGCACAUUCAUGGUGGCUCAAUUGUGACUACACAACAUUAUGAAUUCUAGUCUUACCAAUUUCAGAAUUAAUUCGCCAAGUUUGAAGGCAGAUGAACGUUCAAUCUGUACUUUUCAUGUUAAAUUCAUGUUAAGAAAAAUACUGGACCCUUCAGUUUCAUAUGUUAGAACAUAUCUAUAUACUCGUCUGUGUAAGGUCGGAUAUUAAAUGAUUUCAGUCACAGGU